Molecule: messenger RNA, 336 nt
Organism: Symbiodinium necroappetens
Lineage: Eukaryota; Dinophyceae; Suessiales; Symbiodiniaceae
Source: the annotation of a GenBank genome assembly
AUGCGGCACCCUGAGCUGCAGCAGCGGCUGCACGCCGCGGAGGCUCUGGAAGACCAUUCUGACAAUGCUGGCGAAAUAUGUCGUCCUUCCCUUCUUGGCAGUCUGUGCUUUGGAUGCAUGUUAGAACUGCCCUCCUUUGGUAUGACCUUAUCACCGGCUUUCUAUCGCCUAUAUGUCCGUCACGGCUACAUUGCAUCUGAGCACAUUCAGGUAUGCAUAUGCAGCCUGUGGGUACGUAUAUACACAUGCUUUUACGUGUGUAUACAUACGUAUAUAAGUACAUAUAUACUUAUAUGCAUAUCUAGACAUAUACAUGUACACGCAUAUAAACACUAA